Messenger RNA from Coccomyxa subellipsoidea C-169, 1788 nucleotides. RefSeq lists its product as hypothetical. Gene Ontology annotation, biological process: protein N-linked glycosylation; dolichol-linked oligosaccharide biosynthetic process. NCBI's taxonomy places the organism in Eukaryota, Viridiplantae, Chlorophyta, Trebouxiophyceae, Coccomyxaceae. The record is from RefSeq and is a predicted model, not a curated record. Gene Ontology annotation, cellular component: endoplasmic reticulum. Gene Ontology annotation, molecular function: dolichyl pyrophosphate Glc2Man9GlcNAc2 alpha-1,2-glucosyltransferase activity. The transcript is spliced from 7 exons. The coding region runs from base 289 to 1305 and encodes 338 amino acids.
CAGGAUGAAAUUUUCCACGUGCCUCAAACAGCCCGGUACUGCAAAGGCGAGUUCACAGAGUGGGACCCGAAGAUCACAACCUUCCCAGGCCUCUAUCUCCUGGGAGCACCCUAUGGCCUGGCAGUGCAAUUCUUGCAGGGCCUACUGCGACUAGCACCCAGGGAUACUGUCUGCAGCACGGCAAUCCUGCGCAGCCUGAAUGCCCUGCUGGCAGCGGCCUUCUUUGGGGUCUUUGCAGCGCUGUAUCGCAAGCUUCAUCCUGAGAAGCUGCCGGAAUUUGCCACUCUAAUGGCAUUGGUGGCGCUGCUGCUGCCCACGCACUUUUUUUACGCGUUCAUUUACUACACAGACGUUGGAUCCGUCACAUUCGUACUGGCGUCCUACCUGGCGAGCCUGCACGGGAGGCAUCACCUGAGCGCUGUGUUGGGAGCGCUUGCAGUGCUGUUCAGGCAGACCAACGCGGUAUGGGUGGCCUUUAUUCUGGGAGCCGCAGUGGUCAGGUGGGCCGCGGCAGGGGGCGGCGAUAAGAGCCAAGGGGCGGCGGAGACAUUGAGGUUCGAGCGGGCGGCUCCGGGGCAGCAGAUGAUGCAUGUCAUGCGCAUGAGCUGGCUGCGGAAGUGGCGGCUGGUGUGGGAGCUGUGGAGCCUGGCGCUGGUGCCGGCAGCAUUCGCAACGUUUGUGUGGGUGAAUGGAGGGAUCGUGGUUGGAGACCGUGGCAACCACACCCCUGUGCAGCACCCCAUGCAAAUACCUUACCUGCUUCUCUUCACUGCCGGCGCCCUGGCCCCAGUGCACUUCUCUUCGCGGCAGCUGCGCGCGUACAUGCGAAGGGAUGCCGGGAAGGCGCUGCGGCUGUGGGUGUCUCUGGCGCUGCUGACAGGAUAUGCGGCGCACCAUUAUACGCUCGCGCACCCCUUCCUGCUGGCCGAUAACCGGCACUACACGUUCUAUAUUUGGAAGGAUUUCAUGGCGGUGCAUCCGGCAGCAAAGUUCACGCUGGUCCCGGCGUACCUGUACAGCGCAUGGAGCGUCUGGUGGAGCCUUCUUCAGGGGCGCCAGCCGCUGCUGUGGGUUCUUGGCCUGGCCGCAGCCUCCGCGCUCACGCUCAUCCCCGCCUGGCUUGUCGACUUCAGGUACUUCACGGUGCCUUUCAUGAUGGUGCUGCUCCACAUGAAGCCGCCCACAGCAGGGCAGGCAACGCUGACUCUGGUCAUGUAUGCGCUGGUCAAUGUGGCAGUCUUAUAUGUCUUUCUUUUCAGGCCUUUUACGUGGCAUGAUGGGUCCACAGCCCGGUUCAUGUUCUGAACAGAUUGCUGUAGCAGACUUUCAUGUUCAAGUUGAUCUGAUCGGCUUAAGUCUGAAAACAUUUAUUUAGAUUUGCGACUUGCAAUCUAAGUUCUGCCCAUAGGUUACCAUACCAAGGACCUAGGCAUGCGAAGCUUCCUAUGCAGGGAAGUUCGUCAUUGCAAUACUGUCACUGCUGCGGUAGCGCGGCCGGUACCAGUGAGCUCACCAUGGAUUAAGAAAGGGACUGCAGCUGGCAGUAUCAUCUGGGUGAUCAAUUGCAACAGCAUAGCUCGGUGCACACCCCAAGCUUGCUCGAACACUGGGAAAAAUCACCAUCUUUCUACCUUUCCCAAUUGCUUCUGCAAAGGAAGCUGCCCGCUACUUUGGGUGACCUAUUAUAUGUUUCAAUUAGUAAUUUUAUGGAAGAUGGACCCUCGCUUGCAGAGUUUCUGGUCUCAAGAGAUCUUAGCUCAAUCGACUGUAAGUCCAUGUGCUUCAACC